This is a messenger RNA of Dovyalis caffra, 813 nucleotides long. The record is from the annotation of a GenBank genome assembly. Lineage: Eukaryota; Viridiplantae; Streptophyta; Magnoliopsida; Malpighiales; Salicaceae.
AUGAGUGACAAUUUGAUGGAGAAGGUCAGUGCUUUUGGUGAACGCCUCAAGAUUGGAGGUGCCGAGGUGGGUCGAAAGAUGAGCGCAGGCAUGAGCUCAAUGAGCUUCAAGAUGAAGGAGCUAUUACAAGGUCCUAACCAAGCUGAUAAACUUGUUGAGGAUGCCACUUCAGAGACGCUUGAUGAGCCUGAUUGGGCCAUGAAUCUUGAUAUCUGUGAUAUGAUCAAUCAUGAAAAAGUUAGCAGCGUUGACUUGAUUCGUGGAAUAAAGAAGAGGGUCAUGAUAAAAAAUGCUAGGAUACAAUAUUUAGCCUUAGUGUUGCUUGAAACAUGUGCUAAGAAUUGUGAGAAGGCUUUCUCAGAGGUGGCAGCAGAGAGGGUUCUUGAUGAAAUGGUGAAGUUGAUUGACGAUCCUCAGACUGUUGUCAAUAAUAGGAAUAAAGCUCUAAUGCUGAUUGAAGCAUGGGGAGAGUCAACUAGUGAGUUGCGUUAUUUACCUGUUUAUGAAGAAACGUACAAGAGUUUAAAAUCGAGAGGUAUCCGGUUCCCUGGUCGUGACAAUGAGAGUUUAGUGCCUAUCUUCACCCCACCUCGAUCUGCGUCAGCACCAGAAGUUGAUGCUAGUUUUGCACAGCAGAUUCAGCAUGAUAUUCCUCUACAAAGCUUUACAGCUGAACAGACGAAGGAAGCAUUUGAUGUGGCAAGAAACAGCAUAGAGCUUCUCACAACAGUAUUGCCCUCUUCACCUCAACAAGAUGCAUUACAGGAGGAGCUUUCCUCCGGCCUGGCUAGGAGAAAAUUAUUGUCAGGUUAA